UUGACCGAGGCUCUGCGGCACGAUCCCGCGUCUGGAUUGCACGAAGCGGGCCGAGUCUUCCCCUCCUGGCCGCCGCCUGCCAGCGCUACUUCCCCAUCGGCUAUUGUUAACGGAUCGCUUCUGGUGGCGAGCCUUCCUUGAAACUUAAGAAAAAAGACAAGAAAAGAAAAGAAAGAAAAGUGCUGGAUGUCUUCCCCCCACCCACCCCCUGGUUCUAACUGAGGAAUCGCAGAGCACAUCUGGAUAGCCGGGUGAAGCCCACCCUCAUCCCCUUCGAUACCAAAGUGCUGCUUACUCCUCUCCAAAGUGCCAUGUCUGAACUGUUAAUGGGAAGAAGCGGCCCUUGAAACGUGCACCUGUGCGCCCGCCCGGCGCGGCCCAUCCCGGCCACCUUUCUCUGGCCCCAGUAGCGGAGCAGAAGCAAGUCUCCCCCAUUUGGAUGUCUUCCGUGGAAACGGCUUCUCCGAGGCUGGAUUUGGGGGAGGCAUAUUAGAGACUUGGAGGAGUCUGCGCGCUCUUCGCUUCCUCGCGCCUCCCGGUCGCCGCUAGUUCACCGCGCAGUCCCCGAGCUCGCUCCCCACCCCACCCACUUCCUGUACUCGCCCGGGGGGCGUGUGCGCCUGGCGGCCCGAGUUCUGGGAAGUUGUGGCUGUCGAGGAUGGGGGUCUGUGGGUACCUGUUCCUGCCCUGGAAGUGCCUCGUGGUCGUGUCUCUCAGGCUGCUGUUCCUUGUACCCACAGGAGUGCCCGUGCGCAGCGGAGAUGCCACCUUCCCCAAAGCGAUGGACAACGUGACGGUCCGGCAGGGGGAGAGCGCCACCCUCAGGUGCACCAUUGACAACCGGGUCACCCGCGUGGCCUGGCUAAACCGCAGCACAAUCCUGUAUGCUGGGAAUGACAAGUGGUGCUUAGAUCCUCGCGUGGUCCUCCUGAGCAACACCCAAACCCAGUACAGCAUCGAGAUUCAGAAUGUGGAUGUGUACGACGAGGGCCCGUACACCUGCUCAGUGCAGACAGACAACCACCCAAAGACCUCGCGGGUCCACCUCAUUGUACAAGUAUCUCCCAAAAUUGUAGAGAUCUCUUCAGAUAUUUCCAUUAACGAAGGCAACAAUAUCAGCCUCACCUGCAUAGCCACAGGUAGACCAGAACCUACAGUUACAUGGAGACACAUUUCUCCCAAAGCUGUUGGCUUUGUGAGUGAAGAUGAAUACUUGGAAAUUCAGGGCAUCACCCGGGAGCAGUCAGGGGACUAUGAGUGCAGUGCCUCCAACGAUGUGGCUGCCCCAGUGGUACGGAGAGUAAAGGUUACCGUGAACUAUCCACCCUUCAUCUCAGAAGCUAAGAGCACGGGUGUCCCCGUGGGACAGAAGGGGACAUUGCAGUGUGAAGCCUCGGCUGUCCCUUCAGCAGAAUUCCAGUGGUUCAAGGAUGACAAACGACUGAUUGAAGGAAAGAAAGGCGUCAAAGUGGAAAACAGACCUUUCCUCUCAAAACUCAUCUUUUUCAAUGUCUCUGAACAUGACUACGGGAACUACACAUGUGUGGCUUCCAACAAGUUAGGCCACACCAAUGCCAGCAUCACACUAUUUGAAGUGAAAACUACAGCCAUGACCCCUUGGAAAGGGCCUGGUGCAGUCAGCGAGGUUAGCAAUGGGACAUCACGGAGGGCAAGCUGCGUUUGGCUCCUCCCUCUUCUGGUUUUACACCUGCUUCUCAAAUUUUGAUGUGAGCAUCCCUUCCCCUCUGGGUAGAGCUGCCACCACCGCACCUCCAACACCGCAGCACGGCCACAUGACAGCAACAAGUCAGAAUCAAAUGAAAUUUUGGAGAAUCACCGUUUGUGGGAGAGAAAUUUGAGGGAGGGGAACAAAGAAUACUUUGGGGGAAGGAAAAAAAUACAAAAGUUAAAAAAAAAAAAAGGAAAUUGAAAAUCGCCUUGCAGAUAUUUAGGUACCACUGAGUUUUUCUUUCUUUUCCCAAAUGAGAAGAAUGCACACCUGGCUUGGACCCACCCACAAGCUGCAGUAUGUGACUUCUUGGUCACCAGGGUGGGCAAGGGCUAGGCCAUUCUGCCCACUAAGUGCCCCUCCCCCCGUGGACCACUCUGAAGUCGCCAUCCCAAAUUCCAUCCUCCCUUAGGACACAAACAAAUGCAGAGCGAGGCACAUGGUCCCAGAUGCACUGCGGGGGGUCCUUUUGUAGAAUGUCACCAGGGCAAGUGUCAUGAAAUAUAAAAAAAUUAAAAAAAAAAAAUAAAGAAAAAGGAAAAAAAAAAAAAAGACAGCCUGGCAGCCACAACAAUCCCAUAAACAAGAGUCACAAAAAGAUAUGGCUAAACUUUUCUCUAUCUUUUGUGUGUGUUUUUUUUUUAAUUAUAUGACAUGGACAUCACGAUGAUAAGGGAUUCUGAUUCAUUAUUGAUUUUAUUAAAUUAUAUUUUCUCAUAUGGGUAGAGAACUUAGUGCAAAAAUAAACAAGACAAAAACUAAAACAAAAAGCAAGUACACACUUUUUACGCUAACACGUAAAAAGAAUAGUGUACUUUUCAACUAAGUUUACAACAGGCAGAUCACAUGCCAGGCAUUCAAUAGAUGGUGAGGACCUGGCAGACUCACCAAAAACAAGCAAACAAUAAAAGAAACCACCACACACCCAGUUCAGAUACCACUGCACCAGCGCGCCCAAUCCUCCCUAAUUCUGACAUCUUACACAGGCAGUUCUAUGCUAGCCCCAUAUUCUUUAGAAAAGAGAAAUUGAUCUGCACUGUGUCUUGGGUUUGUUGGCUAUGCUUCUUUUGAGGGCAUAUAUUAUACAGUAUAUAUAUACAUAUUUUUUUUUGUUAGAGUUCUAGCCAUUUUGUUUCUCAGCAGGGUCCUUUCUCAGACAUUACUGCAUGCUGUAUAUGGCGUUAGCUGUGUGUUGAUCUUCUACAAGAUGAUAGAGUUUACUGGUAAUUGUGUAAUCAGCUCCUGCCUUUUUAAAAAUUUUUUCUGGGUUCCUUACACGUCAGAGACAUUUAUAAAAAGUGAAGAGAAAAAAAAUAAAAAGAACAACAUCAGCAAUGAAUAAUCAGGCGCAGCAUCUUUCCAGGUGUGGCUCUUUGAGGCAAAAGCCUUCCGGCUUCCCUUCUCCAUCUCGCCUGGGGCAUUAACAGGCAGCAAGCAAUCAAACCAACUAAACCGCCAGUAACCACUUGCUUUAGCCCACUACGGGAAUCCCUGAUGCCUUUGUGACCACUGAAGAAUUGAAUCCUCUCGGUUGAUUUUAUUUAAUUUUCCACCUUUGUGUGAGUGUGUAUGAAAGAGAAGAAAAAUGCAGUUUUUAGGUAAACUGUUGGUUUUUUUUUUUGUCCUCCUCUCCAAGUUUGGGGAGCAGAGAGGCCUCGGGGAGGGGUCCUGGA
Molecule: messenger RNA, 3402 nt
Organism: Perognathus longimembris pacificus (Pacific pocket mouse)
Lineage: Eukaryota; Metazoa; Chordata; Mammalia; Rodentia; Heteromyidae
Gene: Ntm
Product: neurotrimin
Exons: 8
Coding region: 659-1726 (355 amino acids)
Cellular component (GO): neuron projection
Source: RefSeq, a predicted model, not a curated record